Messenger RNA from Metarhizium acridum CQMa 102, 2097 nucleotides. Lineage: Eukaryota; Fungi; Ascomycota; Sordariomycetes; Hypocreales; Clavicipitaceae. The record is from RefSeq and is a predicted model, not a curated record.
AUGCAGCCCUUUACAAUCGGCUCAGGGGACGCUGCCGUAGACCCCAGUCUACUUAUAGAGACGGUUGAAACCGUACUUGCCACAUCUGGCAAUAGGAGUCCGGAGCCCGUGUGCAAUUAUCUUCGUGAUAUUGUCCGGGCCUUGCGGAUCAAGAAUGACGAGUUACAGGCUACAGAGGAACGGCUGUCCCAACAAGCGGCCAACCUCGACAAUGACAAGGCCGCCACUGAGGCCCUUGUUACAGACUCGAGUAGUCUCCGGCGCCAAAUCGACUCGCUCGCUUCCGUCGGUACUGGCAUCAGACAAGCCACCAACGAUCAAGCGCAGCGAGUCCUGUCCACAACCUUGGCGGACAGCGCAUCGACAUUAAACCGAAAAGCCGAUGCUGCCGCUGGCAAGAUUGAGGCUGUCCGACAAAGACUUCGCCAAGUGCCUGGGCAAAUCAGCCUUAGCAUGGGUGCCUGCUUUGAUGAUACUAACAGGCUCGUGACGCAGGGUUUCCAGGACAUGCCCGCCAUGUUGGCCUCGUGUAGCCGCAUCGACCAGCUCGAGGACCAGCUUGGUACCUGCCAACAGGAGGUCGCGGGGUUGACAGCAGAGCUCUCCGCCACGAGACUGCAACUGUCGCGGCGAAAGGCGGUCAAUCGUGCCAAGCAGGUGCGCAUCGAGCGGCUCGAGGCCGACGUAAACGACGCCGAGACCCGCGGCGAGGAUGCCCAUCGGCUCGCCUCCCAACUUCGGGACGACAUCAUCGACAUGACGGCCCAGAUUGAGCGACUCGAGGCUGCGGUAAGUGACGCCGAAACCCGCCAGCAGGAUGCCAAUCGGCUAGCAUCACGCCUCGAGCAUGACGGCCUCGCAAAGAGCUCUCGAAUUGAGCAACUCGAGGCCGCGGUGAGCAACGCCAAGGCCCACGAGGAAGAUGCCAAUCGAUUGGCGUCGCGACUGGAACAUGACAGCCUCGUCAAGACGUCUCGCAUCGAGCAACUCGAGGCCGCAAUGGGCGUCAGCGAGGCCCGCCUGGCCACAGCUAACAGUCACAGGACUCGACUCGAACAGCUGCUCCGGGCGACCGACAUUGAGAGCUCCGACGCCAGCUCUCGGGCGCUUCAGCUCAGCCAAGAGCUCGCCGACGCCGUGGCCAGAUUGGCAGACUCGACCGCGCGUGUGUCGCAGCUCGAAUCGACCCUUUGCGGCGCCAACGAUGCCACAGCGGCCGCUACCCGCCAAGCCGACGAUGCACUACGAUCGUCGCACACGCUCGUGGCCAGCCUGGCCAGGGCGGCCCAAGAAAUCGAGCAGUUGAAAUCGGCGGCAGCCAACUCGCAGACGGUUGAAUCCAUGGUCGACAGUCUCGCUGAUGCGUUUACCUCCAAGAUGGAAUCCAUGGCGGCCACCUCUGCUGCCGAAGCGCAAAGCCUCCGGUCCCAGCUCCAGGCCAAGGAGCGCGAGAUGACGCAGCUCACGCAGAGCAAUGCUUCCCUGCAGCGUGACGUGGACCAGACGACCAAUGCCAAUACAGUCCUGAAGCGAUCUCUAGACAAUAUCUCGCGGGACAAGCGGGACGCGGAGGCCAGGGCCGAUGCCCUGCAGGCGCAGAUCGAGACGGCCCAACGCCAGCUUUCACCUCCAGCGUCUCAGGCGAGGAAGCGCGCUCGAUUAGACUCUGGCAACGACACUGGCGGCGACAGCAGCAGCAGUGACGGCUCCAACAUAGUCUCCCAAUACUACACCAGGCUCGCCGGCGCCUCGCGGAACCUGCGCUUUGCGCAGCGAGUCAGUGAAAUCAGAUUCGAUGACAUUGCCAUCGACCUGUUCCACGUCCUCUUAGAGGACGGGGGCGCUGCCAAUAUUCGGGACUUUAUGGAGAACGGCCGGAUGCACGAAUGGUCCUGUUAUGUGGACGUUGCCCAGCUCGGCACCCGUUGCCCAGUCAAGCCCGCCGGCCCAUGCAGGCAUCACGACAACGCAUGUCUUCGAUUGCGUGUCGUGAUAAAGGACGGCCAACGACAGCUGGAAUUUUACGAGGAGGACCAGCAACAAGAAGAGGGGGGGAGGGGGGGAGGGGGAGGGGAUAGUAUAGCUAGAAGCUUAUAA